AAUGUAGGCAGCACUCAAGUACCAUUUCUUCAUCGUUUCUUAUCUCGUUGCCUACAUUUCAUCCAGGCUUGCUACUGUCAAAUUUGGUCCUUCAGUAUCACCAGUACUCCUGGUAAUUUCGCUCUCAAGUUAUUUUCACCAUGCAUGCAUCGGUUUAUUGUUUCAUAGACUAUCAUAUCAGUGAUUUGUUUUUACCAGCACUUUCAUUGCCUUUGCAAGCAUGUUAGACUAAUAGACAUUGGAAGCACGUAAAAUCUCAGACGAACCAAUCGCGGACCUUGGACCCGUCCUCGGUGGGGUCCCAUAUGCAUAUUGAUUUAGGCCUCAUCUUGUAAUGUGCGUGGAUGAUGAGAAUUCCUAUGUUCAACUGCUCAUGUUUGUCCACCUCCUGUGAUUUAGACCAAACGUUUUGUAUGAUUGGCUUUUCAUUUCAUAUAAGGGGCUAUCUAAUUUAUUUAGAUGAAUGAACUCUGCGCUUCAUGAUGGUCCUUACCUUUCGCUAAUCAAAGGAUUAGCUUUAUAAUGUUUGUUGUUAGAACUCAUGUGUAACAUUUUUUAUUAAGGGUGAGCAACCGGGUCGGUUCAAUCGGGAACCGAACUGAACUUGCCCAACUCUACACUUGUUCACACGAGAACCGGUCAACUCUCAUGUAAAAAUUCUGGGAACCAGCCUUAGGAAGAACUGGUUUGAAACAGUUUAGAACGAUGCUAAAUCUUUUAUAUCUAAGACCCUCACUACUUUCUUUUGGUUCUCACUCUCAUUGCUAGCCUCUCUCUUAGACUCUCUAGUCUCUCCACUUUCCCCAGCAGUGCCCUCGAUUUCUCUCUUUCUGGAGUCUUGCCAACGCCGUCUCAUCUCAUUUCUCUCUCUUGGUCUUGCCGACACCAUCUCCUGUCCUCCUCUCUUGAUCUCGCCGGUUGUGGCCUCGCCUUUGUUGGUCAGCCGUCGAUCAGCCCACUAUUAGCCAGAGAAGACAAACAAAGAGAGAGAACAAAAAUGGCGGAAGCUGUCAUCGUCAGCCUUGCUGGAGAGAUCAUUACUAAUCUGAUUACUCAAUCACUAGAUAAGGUUGGAAAGUUGUGGGGCAACAAGCAUGAACUCGAGGUGCUCAAGGACACUGUCUCCACUCUUUGGGCUGUAUUGGACGAUGCAGAGGAGCAAUCCCACCAAAGUCGCCAAAUUCGAGUUUGGCUUGAGAAAUUGAAAGAAGCAUUCUAUGAUGCGCAAGAUGUCCUUGAAGAAUUCAAUAUUGAAGCUACACGACGAGAAUUGAGGGAACACAAUGCAAUGAUCAAGGAGGUAAAGGCAUUUUUCUCAAGUUCAAACCAGCUUGCUUUUAAACUAAAGAUGAGUUACAAAAUAAGAGCAGUGAGGGAGAGAAUAGAAGCCAUUAAUGCUGGUAGGAGAUUCCACUUGGCCGAGCGCCCCGUGGAUUCGCGAGUAGAGAGAGAGUGGCGGAAGAGAGAAGAGACACAUUCGUUUAUACGUGAGGGAGAUAUUAGAGGGAGAGAUGAUGAUAAGAAGAAGAUCAUAGCAUUCUUAUUGGAUUCAAACGUGAAUGAGAAUGUUUCCAUCCUUCCGAUAGUUGGUAUUGGUGGGCUUGGAAAAACAGCUCUUGCUCAAUGUGUGUAUAAUGAUGAGAUGGUCAGUAAACAAUUUAACUUGAAAAUGUGGGUUUGUAUCUCUAAUGAAUUUGACACGAAAAAUAUAGUGAAAAAUAUCAUUGCUUGUGCAAAGGAGAAAGAACCAACCAAGGUUUCGAUGGAACGGUUGCAAAGUGAACUGAGGGCCACAAUUGAUGGAAAGAGAUAUCUCUUAGUUUUAGAUGAUUUGUGGAAUGAGGAAGAAGAAAGAUGGUCAAGCUUGAAAACUUUAUUGGUUGGAGGAGCUAAAGGAAGCAAGAUCCUUAUAACUACACGCCUUCCUUCGGUUGCGAAGAUCACCGGCACUGCUUCGUCUCAUCUUCUUGGGGGCUUAUCUGAAAGUAUGUCUUUUGAUUUACUAAUGCACAUGGCUUGUUGUAAAGAAGAGGAAUUACAAGAUCCUGACAUGCGAGCUAUUGGUAAAGAUAUAGUUAGAAAGUGCUCUGGGGUUCCGUUGGUUGUUCGAACUGUUGGGAGUUUACUCUCUAAGAAAAGUAAGCACGAAUGGUUGAAAUUCAAAGAAAAUGAGCUCCCAGAUGUGUCUCAAAGGGAAGACAACAUAAAAUUAGUUCUUAAGCGUAGUUAUGACCAUCUUCCUUCACAUUUGAAACAAUGUUUCAUGUUUUGUUCAUUGUUUCCCAAAGAUUAUGAGAUAAAGAAGCGGACUUUGGUCAAUCUUUGGAUGGCAGGAGGAUUUAUCCAGCCAUCAAAUAGAAGUCAGCAUUUAGAAGACAUUGCUCAUGGAUAUUUCAUGGAUCUACUUUGGAGCAACUUCUUCCAAGAUUUUAAAAAAGAACCUUUCACGAACGAGGGGACUUGCAAGAUGCACGAUUUGAUGCAUGAUCUAGCUUGCUUAGUUGCGGGGACCGAGUAUUGGGUGGCAUUGGAUGACACAAAAUCCAUACAUGAAAGAGCUCGUCAUUUAUCUCAUCGUUUAAAUUCCAAUAUUAUGGGUGAACUUCCAAUCUCACCCUUGAAAGCAAGCCCCCUGAGAACAUUUCUGUCUGUCGCUAGAUAUCGGGAAAUUGGAUCAAGAGGACCAACAAGUGAAGCAGAUCUACGCCUACUCAUUCAAAGUUUCAAAAAGUUACGCAUAUUGGGUCUGUAUUACACAUAUGUCGGGAAGGUGCCAAGGUCCAUUGGUAAGUUGAAGCAUCUCACGUAUCUCGAUCUCUCUUACAAUUUAGAACUCGAAAGGCUUCCUAACUCCAUUACGAGAUUGCAGAAUUUGCAAACACUUAAUCUCAAAUUUUGUUUCCACCUUAAAGAAUUGCCGAAGGAUAUAAGGAAGUUAGUCAACCUUCGAAAUCUAGACAUAGAUGAUUGUCAUGAACUUGGUUAUGUGCCAUACGGACUAGGGCAAUUGAGUUCUCUGCAUAGGCUAACGCGCUUCAUUUUGCCCGACGAUAAAGCUCUUGCUAAGGAUUGUUGCGAACUUGGGGAGCUAAAUGGGCUUAAUGACAUCCGAGGAAGCCUUAGCAUUGAAAAUUUGGGAAGCGUGACGGAUGUGGUAGCAGAAUCCAAGGCAGCGAACUUGAUAGGAAAGCAUUCUCUGGAAUCAUUGCAACUUAAAUGGGGGGAUUUCGAUACCGAUAAUGCAGUAAUCGGGAAUAGAGAUGAAGCGCUGUUAGGUGGACCGCAGCCGCACUCAAAUCUGCAGAAGUUGACGAUCUGGGAAUAUAAAGGUGAGAGCUUUCCAAAGUGGAUGACGGAAAACCUUACGGCUUCCUUGCCAAAUUUAGUCGAGGUACGCAUCUUCUUUUGCGGAGGAUGUAAACGUCUCCCUCCACUAGGCCAACUACCUCGCCUCAAGUCUUUAUGGAUUUGGAGGAUGCCUGAAUUGGAAGACAUCGAGCCAAGCCAUUCAUCCACUUCAACACCACCAUUUCCUAGCCUAUUGGAAUUAGAGAUCAGUGGCUGUAUGAAAUUGAAAGCCAUUGCACAAACUCCACGUCUUGAGAAAUUGACGCUGGCUGCGUCCAACCCAGCAUUGAUAAAUAUGAUAUUUGAGCUCAAUAAGUUGAAGAGCCUGGGAAUCGAGAAUAUGGAGUUUCCAGAAUGUUUGCUUGAGGAGUGUUUGAAAAGCCUCACCUCCCUCGAGUUUCUUCGCAUCGAUGGAUGUCAUCGGUUAACUUCCCUCUCGCCGCAGCAUCUAUCGAACCUCGUGGAACUCCAUAUUUGUGAUUGUAAGGAGUUGGAUUUAUGCAAAGACGAAAGCGGCAACAUCAACAACGACUUGGAUUUUCAUGGAGGACUUCAGAAUCUCCGCUCCGUGGUUCUCGAUCUCCUUCCAAAACUGGCGUCUCUCCCGCGGUGGCUUCUACGGCUCCGCAAUGUCGAGCACCUCGAUAUUGACAGUUGCAAGAAUUUGAAGGAUUUACAAGAUCUCGAGGCCCUCCAAUCGCUUCAGCGGCUCGCAAUCGGCUCGUGUCCCUCGCUGACGUCAUUACCCGAAGGAAUGCGAAGGCUCGCAUCCCUUACUCACCUAGACAUCUGCGGUUGCCCAGAAUUGGAGAGGAGGUGCAAGAGAGAUGGAGGCGAGGACUGGGACAAGAUCGCUCAUAUCCCCCGCAUACAACUUGGACCAUGGUAGAUCGAGCCCCUGAUUUUCUUUACUGAAGCACGAUUUUGCAGGCACGCGUUCGCUCUCGCUUGCUUCUGGACACAGAGGGAGAGAGGAGGUUAUCGCGCGACCAAUACUCUACUAGGAUCAUCUUCGUCGACGAAGGAGUCGAUGAAAUCACACUCAUCCUGGCAUGUUUUGAUGACGGGAACCGCCGUCGUCCACGGCCUCCAAGGCUUCACCGCGCUACAAUGUCUCGUUCCUCCUCCCGCUUGCAACAUCGAGAAGAUGACGUCUCUGUCGUCCCCCGUUCCAGCAGCAGCAGCAACAUUUGCUCAUAUUCUGUUCUCCUUAGCCUCGCACGUGCCUGGUGUCGUGCAACGCGAGCUCGAUGAUCUUCUCCCGUCGGUGACUUCUCGAUUUUUUUUUACCGGGCCCCGCCGAGAAGCUGCGCCGGCGACGUUGCGGUUCCAUGUCGCGCGCCGGACCGGUAUCUCGCGAUGGUCUCGACCUCUCCAAGUCUUCAGGCUGUGAAGUCCGAAGAGCUCAGAGAUGCGUUAAAAUGUGUUCUGUUUUUGCACAGAUCACCAAAUGUUCGUUAAAAUGCCCGAACGAAAUCGGAAUACAAUUUUGAGAAGCAUUCUUAUGCUUUAGUGUCUGGAAUGAUCGUUGUGUAAUAUAUACAUGUUCGACUCA
Molecule: messenger RNA, 4903 nt
Organism: Syzygium oleosum
Lineage: Eukaryota; Viridiplantae; Streptophyta; Magnoliopsida; Myrtales; Myrtaceae
Product: putative disease resistance protein RGA4
Exons: 3
Coding region: 998-4237 (1079 amino acids)
Biological process (GO): defense response to other organism
Molecular function (GO): ADP binding
Source: RefSeq, a predicted model, not a curated record